UUCACCCGAGGUCGAACUAAUCGCUGACAUUUGUGAGCAACUGGAAGCCACUUAAUCGUGGGAGUCAUCGAUUUCGAGUUAGGCCCAAUUAACCACGCCCCCGGACGACCAACUGACGGGUUCACAACGCCCUAAUUGAGAGAUGCUCGCCGUGUACAUGCUAAUCAAGUGGGCGUGCCAAUUGUCCAGUGUGUGUGGCAAUAGUAAAUUAUUAAAUCAUCGACAUCGCCCCGUUCUGGGCUCCACAUUAAUUUGGGUGUAUAUAAAGCGAGCCAACGACUCGGGAAAUUAACAAUUACAACAUGUCGGCUCAGAAGGAUACUCAAAGUGCCAAGGAGCAGGAAAAACUGAAGGCCAUUCCAUUGCAGAGCUUUCUGAAGUAUGCCAAUGCGUUCUACUUAUCGAUUGGAAUGCUGGCCUACGAUCACAAGUACAGUCAAAAGUGGAAGGAGGUCCUGCUGCACUGGACCUUCAUUGCCCAGAUGGUCAAUCUGAACACAGUGCUCGUCUCGGAGCUGAUUUACGUAUUCCUGGCGAUCGGCAAAGGUAGCAAUUUUCUGGAGGCCACCAUGAAUCUGUCGUUCAUUGGAUUUGUCAUCGUUGGUGACCUCAAAAUCUGGUACAUUUCGCGGCAGAGAAAGAGACUCACCCAAGUGGUCAGCCGAUUGGAAGAACUGCAUCCGGAAGGCUUGGCCCAACAAGAACCCUAUAAUAUAGGGUAUCAUCUAAGUGGCUAUAGCCGAUAUAGCAUAUUUUACUUCGGCAUGCACAUGGUGCUGAUCUGGACGUACAACCUCUAUUGGGCCGUUUACUACCUGGUCUGUGAUUUCUGGCUGGGAAUGCGUCAAUUUGAGAGGAUGCUGCCCUACUACUGCUGGGUUCCCUGGGAUUGGAGUACCGGAUAUAGCUACUAUUUCAUGUACAUCUCACAGAAUAUCGGCGGUCAGGCUUGUCUGUCCGGUCAGCUAGCAGCGGACAUGUUAAUGUGCGCCCUGGUCACGCUGGUGGUGAUGCACUUCAUCCGGCUUUCCGCUCACAUCGAGGGUCAUGUUGCGGGUAUUGGCCCAUUCCAGCGCGACUUGGAGUUUCUCCAGGCGACGGUGGCCUAUCACCAGAGCUUGAUCCACCUCUGCCAGGAUAUCAAUGAGAUCUUCGGUGUAUCGCUGCUGUCCAACUUUGUGUCCUCGUCCUUUAUCAUCUGCUUUGUGGGUUUCCAGAUGACCAUCGGCAGCAAGAUCGACAACCUGGUAAUGCUCGUGCUUUUUCUGUUCUGUGCAAUGGUUCAGGUCUUCAUGAUUGCCACCCAUGCUCAGAGGCUUGUUGAUGCGAGUGAGCAGAUUGGCCAAGCGGUCUAUAACCACGACUGGUUCCGUGCUGAUCUGAGGUAUCGUAAAAUGCUGAUCCUGAUUAUUAAGAGAGCCCAACAACCGAGUCGACUCAAGGCCACAAUGUUCCUGAACAUCUCACUGGUCACCGUGUCGGAUCUCUUGCAACUCUCGUACAAAUUCUUCGCCCUUCUGCGCACAAUGUACGUGAAUUAGUUGGCUUUUGUGAUUAUGGCCACAAUUUAAUGGCCAACAUCAUGUGGCAGUGACAUUGUGUGGACAAAAGGAGCAAAUCAUCGCCAGCCAAUAACUUACGCCAUUUGCCGUACAGAGCUGUGGUUUUUAAUUAAAGUAGUAGCUCAAAUGAUUACCGCGAUUCGCGCAGGUCAUGGAACAAAUCGAAGAGCGGUCAACUAACCGCAGUAGAAAUGAUUAAUUAUCGCCAUUUCGUUUGCACAAAGGGCCAGUGCCAGAUGCCAGACAAAUCAUUGCUGCUUUUACAAUUAGCGACUUCCCCGAAACCCUUGCGAUUCACCUGAAUUUCGCACCUUCGAACCAAUUUAAUUAGAGAUCGCCUGAAAACUUAAUUUAAUUGGGCAACGCAGAUCGGCGGCUUAAUAAAGUUCUAGAUUAAUAACU
Molecule: messenger RNA, 1964 nt
Organism: Drosophila simulans
Lineage: Eukaryota; Metazoa; Arthropoda; Insecta; Diptera; Drosophilidae
Gene: Or85d
Product: putative odorant receptor 85d
Exons: 3
Coding region: 303-1541 (412 amino acids)
Biological process (GO): sensory perception of smell; detection of chemical stimulus involved in sensory perception of smell
Cellular component (GO): plasma membrane
Molecular function (GO): olfactory receptor activity; odorant binding
Source: RefSeq, a predicted model, not a curated record